AUGAGUGUUUUGCUCAGCAUGCACAGUUCACAAACAACCGGCGGGAUACCCAAGCACCUGAUUGGUUCAUUCACAUACGAGGGUUCAGUCGCUUCAGUCGAAGGAUGUUGUUCCGAUACUGGCACUACCGCAUUUGGUACCAGAGUCGGGAAUGAAGGAACUGUUGUAUCACAAACAUGUGUGAGCCUCCCGCCAAAGUUCAAUUCACCUUGUGUUGGCCAAUCAAGUUCACUGCACUCGCCUACUGUUAGCUACAACCUUAUGGGUCUUGUUCGACCGGAGUUCUGUGGCGACGAGGGAAAUCUAAUGGACAACAAUUUCGUCACCUCAUCAACUGUGAACACCAAGAACGGUCGUUUGUUCACAGACUCAACCAUUCCAUACAGUCGUUCAUCACCUUCAGUCGGCGUUUUCCCUUCACGAACGUUGCCCUACAGCAGUCCCAUUUCUGACAACAAUUCUUCCACGAGGGUGGAUCGACAUGACAAUGUUCCCUACUCAAAGUACAAUUCUUCCCCCAAUGAACCAUCGAAUUUCCGCACCGAAAACCGAGCUCUGUCGAACUAUCCAGAGGAGACAUACAAUUCUGAAAGUGAUAUGUCUCAAAUGGGCGAUCCACUGUUCAACUAUCAGCAGUUGGUUCUGAACAACCGCAGAGGAAUAUCUCUAAGUAGUGGGCUAUUAGAGAACAUGGAGUAUAACCCAGAUCUGGGAUGUCGAAAGAUAGCCGAUUCCCAGGGUCCCUUUGAAAUGGGUAGUUUAGAGAAUGCAUGGAAAGAUACCGGAUUCCCCACAGCCGCCCAAAACGUGCACCCUUUUGGGUUGAACAAAUACAGUCCACCUCUGAAUGUGGACCUACAUCUGCCCACCAACGAUAAACUCAGCAGUCGCAUUGACGACGAUUCAAACUUUUGUGAUAUGAACGGAAAGUUGGUUAUGCAACCGAGUAGGCUGCAAUUCGGUAUUGUCUCUGGUCACGGGAGCAAUUCGAACGCCUCCCAACCCGCAGCGCAAACCACCGUGAUAUACCCUUGGAUGAAGCGGGUUCAUUCAAAAGCCUCCAAACAGUUUCUUCAAAAGAACUCCCGAAAAUCUCAGUCGAAGCAAUCAGCGAACAAUCCUAACAAGGGUUCGGCCAGUGCGAAACCAAACACGACCGAGGAGGCGGUUCCAGAUUCCAGUACUUUCGCGCGGGAAACGGCAACCGCCAAGUCCACUUCUGGAAAGUUUGACGUCAAUGAAUCUCCCACAUGGACAGAAGAUGAGACCGUCGGUGAACUUGGGGCAAACAACUCCAAAAAGUCCGACACGACGUUUGGAGAUGAAAAUGAAUCGGACAGUGAGGAAUUCGCUUAUCUCAGUCAAUCAACAGACACAAAACGAACAAGAACAGCCUACACUAGGCAACAGAUUCUUGAGCUUGAAAAAGAAUUUCAUUAUAAUAAAUAUCUGACGCGCAAAAGACGCUUGGAAAUCGCGCACACCCUGACCCUAUCAGAAAGACAAAUCAAGAUUUGGUUCCAAAAUCGACGAAUGAAAUGGAAGAAAGAACACCACUUACCUGGAAUGAAACAGAGGCUAAUCGAACCCAGGUCACCGGUAACUUCCAGAAAUCACCAUCUAUGCCCCUCACUUGUUCAAUCCAAUGUAUCUACCCUUCCGAUGGGGACAAUGAAACUUCCGCAAGAUUAUCGUGCUCUGAUAGAUCCAGGUAUGUGUCGAGUACCCGCGGAUUUCACCUACGCGCCGUUUCCAGCCAUGUCAAACCCCAUUCCACCUUCCGAUCAAUGGUCCAGCACCUUAGGCCAUCCAAUGUCUUUCAGUUCGAACGCCUCUUCUACCGACACCGGUCCAAAUUCCGUAAUACCUGGAACCAACUUUCCGUACAACAGCGAUGCAUACGGUUCCGUUGUGACCUCGAUCGGGCCUGUGAGUGCCCAACAAUACUCACGUAGUCCACACGAUCAGACCGAACAAUCCUCAAACAGUCAGCCUUCACACUCUGUUAUUACUUCCGUAUCAUCCUCCGGCGGCUUGAGAUACAAUGUUUCCAAGACGAAUUCUUCGAGAGAAUUCACGCCUGACCUCGUGUCAGCACUGGCCACGAGCAAACUGAAAUCAGUGCACAGCUAUACGUGUGCACCCAAAUCCAGUGGACUGAUAAACAUUUCCGGUCUUACAGGAGACAGGUCCUAUCCACUAUUCGGAGGUGGGAAUAGCACCAGUAACAGCAGCGUUGCAAGUAGCGCUCAGAGUAGUCAUGAAACAGUGGACUGA
Opisthorchis viverrini is the source of this 2277-nucleotide messenger RNA. RefSeq lists its product as hypothetical. The transcript is spliced from 2 exons. The coding region runs from base 1 to 2277 and encodes 758 amino acids. Lineage: Eukaryota; Metazoa; Platyhelminthes; Trematoda; Opisthorchiida; Opisthorchiidae. Gene Ontology annotation, biological process: anterior/posterior pattern specification; regulation of transcription by RNA polymerase II. The record is from RefSeq and is a predicted model, not a curated record. Gene Ontology annotation, cellular component: nucleus. Gene Ontology annotation, molecular function: RNA polymerase II cis-regulatory region sequence-specific DNA binding; DNA-binding transcription factor activity, RNA polymerase II-specific.